Molecule: messenger RNA, 503 nt
Organism: Syngnathoides biaculeatus (alligator pipefish)
Lineage: Eukaryota; Metazoa; Chordata; Actinopteri; Syngnathiformes; Syngnathidae
Gene: tma7
Product: translation machinery associated 7 homolog
Exons: 4
Coding region: 118-312 (64 amino acids)
Source: RefSeq, a predicted model, not a curated record
CGGGUUCAAAGUUCUUGCCGGGGUCCUCAGGGCGCGGCUUCUUCACUCCAACAUUGGAAGCAGUGCAACAUUAGCACACCACUUUUUCCCUUAUUUCGCUAUUAUUCACGCCAAAAGAUGUCAGGCAGGGAAGGAGGCAAAAAGAAACCCCUGAAGGCUCCCAAAAAGCAAGCCAAGGAUUUGGAUGACGACGAAGUUGCCUUCAAGCAGAAGCAGAAGGAGGAGCAGAAGGCCUUGGACGCAUUGAAGGCCAAAGCUUCUGGAAAAGGGCCACUCUGUGGCGGCGGCAUCAAGAAAUCGGGCAAGAAAUGAAACCUUGUGAUGUUUUCCACGCUGCUUCACGCCACUGCAGUAUGGCUGAAUUUUUAGUUUUUGUUUACUCUGCAGUGUUGACUAAGUGUAGCGUGUGUCCGUCUUACAACUGUGCGAUAUUUUCUUGGCCUAAACACUUGGGAGUCGCUGACCAACCAUUUUCAAAUAAAAGGUGUUUCUGUCAAAAUGAA